AUGUCGAAUCAACCGCCCACUUCGUUUAGUGGUCAACCCAGAUAUGUGCAACAGUGGCCGCCACCUUAUCCUGCAAUGAUUCCUCCCAACUUCCCCCCGAAUCCUGAAUACCAAGCUUCAGCUCCUCCACCUCACGUCCAUCCUUCGCAAGCCUUUGAGUAUAACAUGGCCAGUGCGACUGCGAAUGCCAACUCGCGCAUCCCAGCUCCAGGCAGCUCUAGCGACCAAGGGCUUUUCUUCCCUCCCCAUUUUCCUUACAUGAACCAGCUCGAACCAUCACAACUUCCAUUCCCAUUCCCCCCGAUACCCAUGUCCUCAUUCGGGUACCCGGCCAUACCUGCCCCACCAGGGUCCAAUAUCCCGCCAGGGUCAUUCAAUCCCUAUGGAACUGUCGCGAGUGGACCAUCGGAGUCUCAACCACGGGUGAGAGAUGUCUCGAGCCCGACGGACCCAAAUCGCGAGGAGGGCGAAGUUAGUGAGGGCGAUGGUGGACAAUCCGUCGAAUCAAGUAAGGGUACAAUGGCUGCACCUAGCCAUGCACCUGCUGCUCCAAGAUCAAGUCUGAAAGAAGGUGAGACUGUAUCUUCACGGCCAUCAACUUCAAGCAGAAGCAGUUCCCGUAUGAGCAUCUCAGAGUUCCAUCGUCACCGGUUUUUCACUGACUUUCGCACAGCUUACAACCCACCUUUGUCUGUUUCCGCGGAUGCGGAUGUCGUCAAUCGUGCAAUAGAGCUGCAGAAGCGAGAUGCUACAGAAGCAACCUCCCAAGAUAUACAGUCUGCCAGGUCGGCAGCUCAGCUCCGUGUUCAAGCGCAAGGAGCUUUGCUCAGUUUGGCGCCCCAUAGUAUUCGAUUUCACGAGCUAGUGGCGGAAGGCAUCAAUCCAGCGAUUCUGAAGCAGCUUUACGAAGAAGUUGGCAUCAGGGUUGCGACACCCCAGCCCACUGAACCGGUAGUGGCACCUUCGACCGAUGAAAUUGCGAAGUCUCAACGCUCUACCCCAUCUAAAAGACAUGCGGAGCCUGCCGCACUGGAAAAGAACAAUGCCACGCAGCAGUCCGUUCCUGGAACGGCCCAAUCCAAUUCAAGCAAGCCCAUGGAGAGAAAGGAGCUCAUUGCGAAAAUGCUUGCUGCUAAAGCUGCAAAGGCUCAGUCCUCGGGGCCCAAAGAAUUGUCAAAAGAGCCUCAACCGACUGCAGUUACACCAAGCCCAUCAACCACUCCUUCCAGGGGAAAUGCUAAGGAGAAUGGAGUCGCGGUCAAGGAGAAGAAUAAAGCUCAAACGGAAUUGGCAAGGAAGCGGAUCGAAGCGCUCAAGAAACAAGCAUUGCUGAAGAGCCAGCAAAUGGCCCAACAGCUCAAUCAGGCCUCCCAGGAAGAGCAGUCAUCGACUCUUCCAGGAACCCCGGUACCAGCCGUUCAUCAUCCACUACCUGUCCGCCCUCCUGUCCCGCAGUCAUCCGAACUCAGUGGCAUUCCGGGUCUUUUGAUGGCCGAUUCGAAACCAGAGGCAGAAUCACACUCUCUCGAUAGCGCGUCCGUGGGAAUUGCUGUUGACUCGACGCCACUAGCUAGAACAAAUCAGCGCAAACGACCCCGGGCCUCCGAUUUCGAUGAACCAGGGACCGUCCAGAAGAAGCAUUUCCAUGUAUCAGUUCCAUACGCUGCUCCUACUUCGGAUAAACUCAUCAUCGAUAUCAGUGACGAUGAAUCUCUUUACGGUGAUGACGAAGGCGAGAAUAUGGAUGUGGACUCUAGUCUAGAUCAGGAUUCCGCAUUCGCAACUGCCACUGCCACUCUCGAUAUUCCUCGACCCCCUUUUCAGAAAUAUCCUUCGACUACAAGAGCUUCCACGUCUACUCCACAGGCACCAUCGCGUCCGGGUGAUCAAGAGCAAAUGCGCCAGAAAAAUCUAGAGAUCCAGGCUCUACACCGAAAGAUCGCUGAGAUGGAAGAGCGACGGAAAGCAAAGCUUGCCGGCAGUCGAACUCAAUCUCCGCGCACUUUGGAGGAUUCUGGAUCUUCUUCUUCGGCUGCACAGUCUACUGCUGCGGAUGCUGAUCUUGCCCAGAACUCAUCCGCACCUCCCUCCACCGCUCCCAGAACAACGCGGGACCUAAGUCCCACUCUCGGAAUGCCCUUUGCUGUUCGUCCGAAUGAAAUUGAUUUUUUCAGCCCCUCGUCUGUGAGAAUACUAUCUUCGAUGACCAUUGCGCAGCUGGACAGCAUCAGGUGUCAAAUCUUGCGCAUGCGGGAGAUCGAGUCCGGUGCUCCUGUUUUAGAUGGUGAAUUAAUGUCGUCUCAAGCCCGGCUUGCUGCCUGCAAGGACGAUGCUGAUAAGCUGUUGUCCGAGAUGACCAAAGGGGAAGAAGGGCCACUCCAGCUUGUUGAAGAGCUCAAAAAUCUCAGCUACGAGAUUAAUGGGUUGACAAUCGCAGAUCUGGAUGAACUUCGUCGGCAGGCAGAGCUGAAGAAGCAGCGCCUUGCUCUCACAGACGCUUCAAUGGAAACUCGCCCCCCUGCAGUCACAGAGGAGAGCGUAGUUCCAGGUGCCCCUGCCCCUGCCGUAGAGGUCCUGGAAGGUACUUCGGUAAAUCAAGAUUCCGAAUCUGAUUUCUAUGUCCAUGAGCCUGCGCAACUUGACGCAGUCAAUGGCCCUGAGGACUCUCCAGCUCUAUCCCAGCUCAAGUCCAACGGUUCUGUCAUGGAUGAGUCAGUUGACCACGUCAGUACGGGCAGGAAUUCUUCCAGUGAUGGAGAGCCCCAGGCCUCUGGUGCAGAGCUCGAUAUAGACUCGGCCCCAGUGCCCGACACUGAGGAAAUGCAGCCCGACUCUCUAGAUCACCCCCUUCCAGACCGUCCAGCCCUUCCAGUCGUCGACAACGGCGAGGACUAUGAACCCAGCGACAGUCAUGGUCAGGAGGCCCUCCCCCCCCCUGCUCCUGUAGAAGACACGGCAGAUUCGGAGCCCUCGCUUGAUAUGUCCCAAAUUGGUGAACCACUAACGGAGACUCCUCAGGUGUCGUUCUUGGAGGCACGACCUAUCUAUCAGGGCUCGGAGACAGAAAUUCUCGGUGCUAAAUCUCCUUCCAACACCCCAGCACGCAAUUUCUCUCCCUACGUCAGCCCCUUGCGGUACUUCAAUGCCUAUCGCUACCACCCCGGCUAUGCUGAAGAGGUUUCGGACGGCUACCGUUCGCUAACUUACAGCCAUGACAUCAAUUCAAUGAAAUAUCUUUGCCCAUACGAACUGGCGGGUGGUGUGUGCAACGAUCGGUCCUGUGAAUUCCAACAUUUCCGGGACAUGAAUUUAAGCGACGACAAGAUUCUCAUCCAAAUGGGAGCCGCCCGGGAAGGACAAACCGAAGAAGAGAAAGAAACCUACAUCACCGGGUUGAAAAAGAUCAUCAACGAGAUGCGACGUGAUAAGGUGAAAGAUUUCAGCACUGUGGCUUCCGAGAUAGCUGCAUACCGUAGGCGCUUUCUCCAAGACCCAUCGCGUGUCUUGCCCCUGUAA
This is a messenger RNA of Penicillium canariense, 3516 nucleotides long. RefSeq lists its product as uncharacterized. The record is from RefSeq and is a predicted model, not a curated record. The transcript has 5 exons. The coding region runs from base 1 to 3516 and encodes 1171 amino acids. NCBI's taxonomy places the organism in Eukaryota, Fungi, Ascomycota, Eurotiomycetes, Eurotiales, Aspergillaceae. Gene Ontology annotation, cellular component: exosome (RNase complex); nucleus.